AUGGUAGCUUGGGCAGCUUUAGGCGCAAUGGGAACAAAAGCAUUAGCAUUUGGAGCAAAAGCACUUGGAGCUUAUGACGCAGUAAAUAAAAUGAGUGGAGGAAGGUUUUCGAAGACAUUAGAUGCAAAUAAAGGGAAGAUUGGAGGCUGGGUUGCAAAGAAGUUAAGAUUAAAUAAAAUAGGGCUCAUAAAUAAAGCAUCCAAUUUGGUUGCGACUGAGUCAGAAAAUGCUUUAGGAAAGGACGAUGAGUUUGCAAAACACGCAAAAGACUUUAAUGACUAG
Trichomonas vaginalis G3 is the source of this 282-nucleotide messenger RNA. RefSeq names its product protein of unknown function, DUF4107 family. The transcript has a single exon. The coding region runs from base 1 to 282 and encodes 93 amino acids. NCBI's taxonomy places the organism in Eukaryota, Parabasalia, Trichomonadida, Trichomonadidae. The record is from RefSeq and is a predicted model, not a curated record.